CAAUUCUGUGUUGUUAGCUUUCAAUUUUAACAUUUGAGUGAAUUGACUUAAAAUAGUGGUAUUUAAAUUUAUAUUCAAGUUGUGAGUAUGUAAAAUGUUAAAUUUUAAAAAUACUCAUAUUUCUUACAUCGCAAAAAUACUGAAAUAUUGUGAUAAAGACAACUUACAAAAUACAAACUCAUUUCUUAACUGUAAGUUUGAUAGGUAAUAGGUAUAUACUAAAUUAAUUUUAAUAUUAAAGUCGACAAUUAACAUAAUUGGUUCUACUGAAUGCAAAUUUGCAAUGGUUUCACAUGGGAGAAAGAGAAAAACAAAUAACGUUCUAGUAUCCCUCUUAAAUACUGGUUCACUGGAACCUAUACUGGCUACUUGAAAGCAAUAAUAUUAUUAUUUUUGAUAAUUAUUAUAUAAACAUCAAACAUUACACACACUUACCAAUUGCCAUAAACAAAAAUUGUACUGUUGUAAGGAGCUUAUGAUUCAAUUUGUUCAAAAAAUAUCCUAUUAAAAAAAAGUUAUACUUACAAAAAUGUAUGUUCAGUAGUUCCAAUCUCGUGUUGGCUUUGGAGGCCAUUAUGAAACUGUACAUUUUAAAAUGAUCAUAACUUACUUAAGAAUAAUAGUAUCAAUAAAAGCCUAGAUAAUCUAAACUUUGAAUUUCAUAAAAGAUCAAUUCACUCUAAUUUUUAAACCUACAGAACUACACAUGUUCUGCUGAGUUUAAAAUUGGCCAUGUUCCGCACUUGUAAGACGAAGAAAACACAUGCAGUUUAUACAAAUUAUCAGAAUGAGUACUUCGAUAAUUAUAGUACGAUUAUUGAUUUGUACGGUGAUAUUCGUACCACUAUGUUGUAGAGGAUUCAAAGAUCGUCGUAUUCCUAAUUUGUAUGAACAAGGUUUGGUAAUAAACUCGACAAACUGGUACCUACAACUCGAUAUCUCCGAUGUAAACGACGAAAUUCAAAAGGCUGUUGACAGAAUUGAAAACAGGUACCGUUCAGACGAAAUUUUACUAUCGAAUGUUAGUCGUUUGAUAAUUGGAAGCCCGGUUCAUGGACAACUGAUUGAUUCCAUGCCUUCCAAAGACGGACAUUCAGGAUCUCGAAAUGCUGAAAUUAUAUUGGAAGUUACACAAAGUUUGAAGAAUACAUAUUGCCUAAAGCACGGGUUAAGUGAUAUACAAUGUGCCAAAGAUUUAACCAAGGUGAAUCUGACUGGGACAACAUUGGGUGAGAUGUGUAUGCCCGAGCAUUACAACAACAAUUCGUGCAUCGGGUACGAGUAUGACUAUCGUAGUUUUGACGGAUCUUGUAACAACCUGAAACGUAAAUAUUUGGGAAAGGCAAACACACCUUAUAAACGUUUGCUGUUUCCAGUCUACACAGAUGGUGUUUACGAAAUGCCAAAUAUUUACGAAGAAAUGCUGCCUAAUCCUAGAUCAGUGAGCACAAAUUUUGUAAAAGACGAGAACUCACCUGACAAAACAAAAUCGAUGAUGAUGGCGUACUGGGCGAUGUUCAUAGGCCACGAUCUAUCACACACGGCAGUUUCUACCAUGGGGAAAGAGAACAGAUUUGUAAAUUGUUGUGAUAAGGACAAAAGUAUUCAAUAUUCUCUGAACAAAAACAUGAGGUCCUGCAAACCUAUACAUAUACCGAAUGAAGAUAGGUUUUUUAAAACGGAUCAGUUUGAUUGCAUGAACUACGUGCGUUCGCGGCCAGCGGUGCGUUCUGAUUGUACAUUUGGACCCAUGGAACAAAUGAACCAAGCUACCCAUUAUUUAGACGCGUCGAUGAUAUAUGGUACGACGGAACAACAGAUGUUGUCGUUGAGAGAUAAUGAGUGGCUCGGCCAACUGUUGGUAGCACGCAAAUAUAACUAUACGGUACACAAUAACAUAACUCUGGAAAACACAGAUACGAACGUUUGUCAGAACGGCUCCGGCACGUGUUUUAUGUUUGGUGACAUUCGAGCAAACGCGUUCCCACAACUUAGUGCCUUGUACAUAAUGUGGAUGCGUGAACACAACCGGAUCGUCCAAUUACUGUACAAUGAAAGACCUAACAUGACUGACGAUCAACUUUUCUGGGAGGCCAGGAAAAUCGUGACGGCGUGCAUUCAGCACAUCACUUACAACGAAUGGCUGCCGGCACUGCUUGGCGUUAACUACACGAAAGAAAACGGUUUGGGACUGGGAGACAGAACCACGUAUGACGAGACUGCCGACCCGACAGUUAGCAACAGUUUCGCGACCGCGAUACUGCCGUUUGCAUAUUCCAUGAUCACCGAAUUUAUUAGUUUUUACAGCAUAGAUCACCGCGAAGGUUUUGAAAGCGUAUAUCCUGUUUUUUUUAACUAUUCUGACUACCGCCAAGGAUUCUUAAAGGAAAAUUACAACCGACCACUUAUGGUGGGUGAGACUUCGGAAUAUAAUAUGCUUCUAAGAGGAUUAUUUGUGCAGCCUACACAAAAAGUUGAUAUGUUGUUUACACAAACGAUAACAAAUUACUUGUAUAGUAUUGAUCCAAAUAAUACCUUUGGAAUGGACAUUCUUAGCUUGAAUAUACAACGAAGCCGCGAUCACGGUAUUCCAAGCUACACGCAAUUUAGAAAAUAUUGUGGACUCAAAGACAUAGAAAAUAUGCAAGAUUUGUCUGAAAUAAUGGUGGAAGGUUCAGCUGAUAGAUUAUUGAAGCUAUACAAAACUUGGAACGAUAUAGAUCUAUUGGUUGGUGUAUUGUUGGAAAAACACGCUGACGACGCAAUGGUGGGCCCUACGAUGAGAUGUAUCAUCAGGGAACAGUUUGUGAGAACCAGAAUUGCAGAUAGAUAUUUUUAUGACUUACCAGGAGUAUUCUCUGAUUAUCAACUUGAGGAUAUCCAACAAGUGACACUUGCCAGAAUUUUAUGUAAUGACAUUAAAUAUAUUGGAAACAAUAUAAAUGAAAUGACAACACUAAAAGUCUUUUUGAGACCUGAGGUAUAUGAUGGUUCAACACUUCAUCGAUGUAAUUCACUAUUAAUUCCAGAAAUUGACUUAUGGAGUUGGUUUGAUACAUUUAAGUAACAGUCAAAAAAGUCUUUGUUUAUAAAAAAAUAAUUUUAAGUGGUAAAACAUAAUACUAUAUUA
Molecule: messenger RNA, 3130 nt
Organism: Metopolophium dirhodum (rose-grain aphid)
Lineage: Eukaryota; Metazoa; Arthropoda; Insecta; Hemiptera; Aphididae
Product: peroxidase-like
Exons: 11
Coding region: 764-3067 (767 amino acids)
Biological process (GO): response to oxidative stress
Molecular function (GO): peroxidase activity; heme binding
Source: RefSeq, a predicted model, not a curated record